AAUGGCUCAAGAGAGGAGACAGAGCAUGAUACCUGACAUUUUUCUGAAGCAACAAAAGAAAGAAAAAGAUGUUAAUAAGAGGAGAAGAAGUUCUAUUAAGAAGAAAAGAAUCCAAACUAAUCUUAGUAAGCUAAAGAACGGAGUCAACACAAUUAUUAAAAAUACUAAAAAGUAUAACGCCAAUACUUUGGAAUCUCUAAAAUAAGCCAUCAGACAACUUAGGCAUCAAGGCAGAGCCUAAAAUUGCAUCAAAUCCCAUCAAUUUUAAUGAGAGAAAUCGAAGGAAUUCAGGGCAAUCAAACAUCAGCAAGAAUUCAACUUUUUCCAAAAACCCAUGGGAGUCAUUAAAAAAGAAAUAUGCGAGGAAAAUGAAAAGGAGAAUGCUAAUUGAUGGUCCAAGAAGCAGGCUUCAAAUGAAAAUGCAAUACUUCAUGCAUCCUUACCACGCAAAUGUUCUUAUAGAGAAGAAAGGAAUGAAAUUUAUUGAUGACCAAUCAAAUUGGGCACCAGUUGCUCAUUUUAUAUUAAGCGAGAAAGCAUCACGAUUCAAAGAAACUAUGUAUAAUUUCAUGUUCCCAGACGUGAGAGAUAGGAUUCUUAAGAUUGACAAGAGAAGAAAAGGCACUUCUGUGAUGGAAUCAAGUUGUGGAAUAUCUUCAACUCGUUCUAUUCCACCCCAUCAGGCAAUACUAGUUAGCACUAUUCAAAAAGCGGUCCAAAUGAAUCAACAAGAAAAAAAACUAACGUCGAGAUAGAUCUGAAACAAAGAAGGUGUAGUUCUUAUGGAGGAGUGGUUAACUCCAAGAUACAAGAAACUCCAAUUCGACUAGCUCAUCAGAGGUCAAACUUAUCUGGGUUUUCAAAUAAUAUAAAUUCAAAAUUUUCAAGUUUCGGAAAGCAGGGUGAAAAGCCAGUGAAAUCUAUUCAUUCUGAUUCUGGGUCAAUUUCAGACUCUCUUAACAAAGAUAGCUCUAAUGAACAAAAUGCUGAUCUAAUUCAACUUCAGAGUAUACAGGAUGAUAAAUUGAUCCAAAGAAGAAAACAAUUUGACCAUGAAGAUGUUAUAUAUGAAGUAGCCCAGAUAGAAGAAAGAGGGACUGGACUUUAUUCCCAUAAAAAUGCUAGAAGGAUAGAUUCACGACUAGAGUUCCCAAAUAGUCCACUUAGAAUCACCCCAAUGAAGAAAGGGAGAAACACUAGCUUGGCGGUUAGAAGAAAUAUAUCUAUAAAUAAAGAAUGACAGAAGAGAAAGGAGAAAGUCAAAAACAUGAUAGAAAAUAAAGACAAACAGGGGAUGAAAAAGCUAGCCAACUCUAUAUCUCCUGUGGGUCUUCUAGGGAUUCACAAAUAUCUCGGUCCACCUACUUUCCACAACAGCAGGAGAAGAAACUUGCCCUGAAAUAGGUCGAUUUAAAUAGCAGAAGC
This is a messenger RNA of Moneuplotes crassus, 1425 nucleotides long. Lineage: Eukaryota; Ciliophora; Spirotrichea; Euplotida; Euplotidae. The record is from the annotation of a GenBank genome assembly.